This is a messenger RNA of Rotaria sp. Silwood2, 849 nucleotides long. NCBI's taxonomy places the organism in Eukaryota, Metazoa, Rotifera, Eurotatoria, Philodinida, Philodinidae. The record is from the annotation of a GenBank genome assembly.
AUGAAUAGUGCUAUUCAAUGUUUGAACAGUAUACCAGAUAUAAUCAAAUGGAUUAUGGAACAACAACCGUCCUCAUCUUACUUGAAUAUAAUCGAUGUUUAUAUUUCUUUAGUACAAUUAAUGUGGUCAGGUCAUCAUGCAUGUGUCACACCUCGUGAAUUAAAACAAUAUCUCAGUCGUUCAUCAACCAUCUUUUCUGAUUAUGAUCAAAAAGAUUCUCAUGAAUUCAUGAAUUCUCUUCUUAAUGCUAUAGAAACAGUUGAUUCAAAUUCAUUUCUUAUUAAUCUAUUUCGAAUUCAUACUCAAUCAAUAGCAACUUGCAAUAAAUGCCAACAUUUUGAUAUUAUUGAUGAAACAACAACAUUUCUUCCACUUCCAAUUCCUGAUUUCAAAUUUUAUGAUGAAAAGAAAGUUUUAUUAGAAGAUCUUAUCAAAGAUUUUUGUCAAGAAGAUCCAUUAGAUGGACAAUAUUACUGUCACAAAUGUAAAAUAUGUCAAUCAGCACGACAUAGAACUCUAAUUACUCAAUCAUUACCUCGUGCUCUUAUUAUUCAAUUGAAACGAUUUCCUUAUGAUAGUACAAAAAGAAAAAUUGAUACAUUAGUUCAAUACAAACUUGAACAUCGAAAUUUACUAUCAAAUAAUGAUAGAUAUCAAUUAUCUGCUAUAUCCAUGCACAGUGGAAGUCUUGCUGGUGGACAUUAUACAACUAUGGCAUAUAAUUAUAGAAUAAAUAAAUGGUAUAGAUUUGAUGAUAGUUAUUUUGAAGAAAUUGAGUCGAAAAAAGUACUUAUCCCAUUUAUUGCAAGACAAGCAUAUAUACUUAUUUAUUUGAAACAGAAUGAUUGA